Molecule: messenger RNA, 2154 nt
Organism: Cantharellus anzutake
Lineage: Eukaryota; Fungi; Basidiomycota; Agaricomycetes; Cantharellales; Hydnaceae
Exons: 4
Coding region: 300-2099 (599 amino acids)
Biological process (GO): xylulose metabolic process
Cellular component (GO): cytosol
Molecular function (GO): D-xylulokinase activity
Source: RefSeq, a predicted model, not a curated record
UGAUGAUAUCAUGUGCUCGUCAACAAGCAUCUAUCAUUCUCAUGCAAAGUGAGUGCAUUCGUGUGUAACACCAAGCAGCCCGAUCAAGCACCGCACAAAUACUCAACUGUGCCAAUUUUGAUCGUUCCCCAGCUCGAGGCAUGACAUUGCGGGUGGGCCUGUGGACGGGGGUUAGUUAUCCGUUGUGUUAAAUAAGGUCUUGCAAGACCUGCUAAAUGAGGAGAUUAUAUUACGCCGCCGUUCCGCCUGCUUGCUUGCAUACAUGUAGACCAUCACUCGAUUGAGGUGCUUCAUUUUUUAUGACUGUCUACGGAAUGACUUUGUUUCUUGGCCUUGACCUCUCAACUCAGAGUUUGAAGGCUGUCGUAACCAAUCAACAGGACAUUGUGGUGUGCGAAAGGACCGUCAAUUUUGACGAGGAUCUUCCCCAGUACGGAACCGUCAAUGGCGCUAUCAGUGGGACAGAAGAGGGCGUCAUCACCUGCCCCGUUGCGCUCUGGAUCGAAGCACUUGAACUUGCAAUGGACAGCCUGAAGGAUGCUGGUGUGCAACUGAACUCGAUCGUAGGUGUUUCAGGUGACGCGCAGCAACAUGGAAGCGUGUACUGGUCGCACACUGCUGCGGGGCGACUCGCCAAUCUCGACCCAUACCUCCCUUUGCGCUUACAACUCAUUCCCGAAGCCUUUUCUCAAACUCGAGCGCCAAUUUGGCAAGAUUCCUCCACUCGUGAGGAGUGCGACAUUAUUGAGGCUGCUGCAGGCGGCCCCCAAAUGCUCUCUGACUUAACGGGAAGUAGAGCAUAUGAACGUUUUACAGGUAGCCAGAUCCUCAAAGUUUGUCGACGUACCCCAAAGAUCUACGAAGCUACAGCGAGGAUAUCUCUUGUCUCAUCCUUCCUUGCAACCCUGUUCCUCUGUCAAUUCUCCCCACUCGAGGUCGCAGACGCAAGUGGAAUGAAUCUGAUGAACGUAACGACCAGAAGAUGGGAAGAGAGUCUUUUGCAGCUAUGCGGUGGACCUUCAUUACGAGAGAAACUCGGCGAGGAACCCCUUUUAGGUGGCACCAUCAUUGGCAAGAUCGGCGUUUGGUGGGUCAAACGAUAUGGGUUUCAUCCAGAUUGUAUAGUUUCCCCUUUCACGGGGGAUAAUCCAGCAACCAUUGUAACACACUCAAGCCCCGGAGACGCCAUACUAUCGUUAGGGACGUCCACUACACUUCUCAUUUCCGUGCCCGCCCCUUCUCAGAACUCGCCGGCCCCCGCGUGUACGACAACAUCUCAUAUACUUGCUCAUCCUACUAUCGGGAUGGGUAGCAUUAUCAUGCUGUGCAUUAAAAACGGUGCUCUCACCCGAGACCUGAUUAUGAAGAAGUACGCUGGAUCGUGGGAAGCUUUCAAUGCACAAAUCCUUUCGCGGCCCACCGGUAACGAAGGUUGCUUGGGCUUCUACUUCACGUUGAAAGAGAUCAUACCGGAUGGUGUGGUCGGGGACCAUUUCUUCGUUAACGGUCAGAAACUGGGUUCAGAUGAAACAUCGAGGUUUCCCGAGACGGCCCAUGCACGAGCUGUCCUAGAAUCACAGCUUCUUUCGAUCAAAAAUCGGAUGGGGGGAAUCCUUCAAGGCGGUAUGUCGUCUUUGGAAAGGUGCAUAUUGACAGGCGGCGCUAGCGUGAAUCCUGUCAUCCGCUCAAUGGCCGCAGACAUACUCGGACUCCCAGUGUAUGUAGCGCCACAUGGAAUUGGGAACUCGGCCGCUGCAGGUGGUGCUAUUCUUGCCAAGUAUGCCUGGUGGAAGGCAAGCAACACCGACGCUGGCAAUUCCAUCACGGGGCUUAGGCCGACAGACACCACUCCAGCAGUCAGGAAGCACACCGGCGACAGGGAGGAAUGGACAUUCGAACAGAUGAGGAACACAACUGGUGGGCUAGCCGUGGAAUGGGUUGCCGAUCCUGACCCAGUGAACGUCGACGUCUACAAUAGGAUGGUGGGGGAGUUUAGACGUUGCGAGGAGUUAAUUGGCAUGAGAUUUUUCUUCCUGAUUUUGGGGUUUUGUUACAAGCUGGACGACAUGUGUUGUAUAUCUCUUCAUAGUGAACAAUAAUGGCACGUACAAUCACAAACAACACAUACAGUAUCCAUACUAAUGGCAAAAAGAG